Messenger RNA from Ahaetulla prasina, 3016 nucleotides. RefSeq names its product heparanase (gene HPSE). Gene Ontology annotation, molecular function: hydrolase activity, acting on glycosyl bonds. The coding region runs from base 188 to 1846 and encodes 552 amino acids. Gene Ontology annotation, cellular component: membrane; extracellular matrix. The record is from RefSeq and is a predicted model, not a curated record. NCBI's taxonomy places the organism in Eukaryota, Metazoa, Chordata, Lepidosauria, Squamata, Colubridae. The transcript has 12 exons.
GCCGCAAACGCUCGGACGACGGGCGCCCUUCACUCGCGGGGAGGCCGAGCUCCGCAGCGGCUGGGUCGUGAGGCGUGAAACCGCGCGCUCGCCCUUCUCCGGCCGCCGAGCCGAGAGCAAAAGCCGAGCCGGCGCCCAACGGAGCGUUUCUCUCUCUCUCUCUCUUCAUCUCUUUUCGCCUUCCAAGAUGCCGCCGCCGCCGCUGCUGUUCCUGUUGCUGCCGCUCUUGCACCUUUGCGGCUGGCCGGUGCGGGACGCGGCGGGGUCGUGGCCAACGGAGCCGGCCCGAAGGGAAGACGACGGGACGGCAGCAGCGCUGAGCUUCCAGCUGAGCCACCAGCCGGCGCGGAAAGUCAGCCCGUUUUUCCUCUCCGUCACCCUCGACUCCAACCUCAUCACCGACCCCAAGUACAUCACUUUCCUCGGCUCUACAAAACUCCGUACAUUAGCAAGAGGUUUGUCUCCUGCCUUCCUGAGGUUCGGUGGGACCAAAGGAGACUUCCUGAUCUUCGAUCCUCAACAGGAGCCAACACCUGAGGAGAAGAUUUUUCAGGAUUUCCUUAGAAAACAAGCAACGGUGGACAUCUGUGCGUUCAAAACUGCCCCUUUGGACUUCAUAGCGCAACUUCAAUCUCAAUGGCUUUUCGAGCAGAAACUCAUCUUCCGGGAACAAGUAAAGAACAGGUAUAAAAACAUCACAUUUACAGGAAGUACACUGGAUAUUCUGUACAACUUUGCAAAUUGCAGUAAUUUGCACCUGAUCUUUGGCCUCAAUGCCUUACUGAGGAAAGACAGUACCCAGUGGGACAGUUCAAACGCUCAGCAGAUUUUGAAUUAUACGAAUUCCCAGAAUUACAUCUUGUCUUGGGAACUCGGAAAUGAACCUAACAGCUUUUUGCACAAGUCUGGAAUAGAAGUCAACGGCCACCAACUCGGUCAAGAUUUUAUACAACUCCGUCAGCUUCUGAACAAUUACAUCCACUACAAAAAUGCCAAAAUCUACGGCCCCGACCUAGGAAGGUCAAGUCGGAAGCACAGUAAAAUUUUACUUAAAAGUUUUCUGAAGUCAGGAGGCAAAGUACUUGAUUCUGUCACGUGGCAUCAUUACUAUAUUAAUGGACGAAUUGCCACGAGAGAGGAUUUCCUGAAUCCAGAUAUACUGGAUAGCUUCAAGACUAAUGCAGAGGAAGUGCUUCAGAUUGUGAAUAGCACAGUACCAGAGAAGAGAGUGUGGCUGGGAGAAACAAGUUCAGCUUUUGGAGGUGGAACUCCUAAUUUGUCUAAUGCGUAUAUUGCUGGUUUUAUGUGGCUGGACAAGCUUGGACUGUCAGCCCAACUGGGCAUUGAUUUAGUGAUGAGACAGGUUUUGUAUGGAGCAGGAAACUACCAACUGGUGGAUGCCAACUUUGAACCUUUGCCAGACUAUUGGCUGUCCCUGUUGUACAAGAAACUGGUAGGCUCCACAGUUCUGCGUGUUGCCAUAACUGGCUUAGAUCCAAAGAAGCUUCGCGUGUAUCUUCACUGUACAAAUACGCACCACCCAAAGUACAGAGAAGGUGACAUCACUUUAUUUGCCUUAAAUCUCUACAACAGCACCAAGCGCCUCUACAUACCGACUUACUUUUCCAAGAAGCAAAUAGAUGAGUAUCUUUUGCUACCUUAUGGAGAAGAUAAUUUACUUUCCCGGUCUGUGCAGCUGAAUGGCUGCCUCCUAAAAAUGCCCAACGAUGAGACGCUACCAGUUUUGCAGGAAAAUCCACUUAUUCCUGGACACAGCCUUGAUCUCCCAGGUUUCUCAUAUGGAUUUUAUGUAAUAAGAAAUGCCAAAGUGUUGGCUUGCAUUUAAUAAGUUAAUACUCAUUUUCCAAACCCAGAAGACAAAAGAUUUUAUUUGAGAUUGACUGCUUCAGCCCCAGAGAAAGACAAAACCUUUUAAUAACAUUUGUAUUUUUCUCCAAACAUAUAUUCAAUUGUUCCCUUUUUUACAGGUUAGUAAAGCUUUUUAAUUUAAGAAAAAUCCAUACAAAAAAAUUCAUAAGCAUUUUGUAAAAAUGAAAAGACUAUAUUUUCUUAUGGGCAAUUUCCCCUCCUUUCUUUUUUUAAAGUCAAGGAACCGCAUGACAACAUUUGGGAAACUCCUGCAAGUCUUCUAAUUUGCAAAUUAUAAAUUAAGUUGGUUUGUGUUUGCCUCAUCUUUAUUCCAGGUAAAAUAAAACUUGUCACAGACUCUCUUCAAAUAUUUUAGGGGCCGAAAACAAGAAGAAAUAAAAGGUGAAUCAUUUACUUCAUGCUCUACUGCCAUUCAAGCUUAUCUUUGAAUUCUAAAAAAAAGGGUACAAAGCACUUUUAUUUCCUCAGAUGCUAUGUGAGGAAAGACUCUGGUAUCAAACAAGGAAAUGAAUGACAAAGGUGUAGAUUGUAGAACUGCUGUGAAGGAAUAAUAGAACAGGUCAGUCAAUGUUUAGGAAAAUCAACUGAAGACUAUCAGAAAGCAUGAGCAAUCAUGUUUCAGACAGAAUCAAAGUUAAUUACUAUAUUAUAAAUAUCUGUGAUCGAUCAAGCUCUGUUUUUUGAGUUGAUUGGCAAUCAGAUUCUAAUCUCAGGUCCUCCGAUUUAAAGGCAAAGAAACCAAGAAGAGUUAAUGGAUUCUUUCAGCCACAGGUGCUUUUCAUUUAUUGGAAAGGCCUUCCAGGAAUGGCACAAGAUGGACUAAAACAGGAGUCUCCGACCUUGGUCACUUAAGACUUGUGGACGUCAACUCCCAGCCAACAAAGCUGGCUGAGUAAUUCUGGGAGUUGAAGUCCACAAGUCUUAAAGUGACCAAGGUUGGAGACCCCUGGACUAAAGGGCUGAUCUGGCCCUCUCAAACGUCGUUUCUAGACGUUUGUAUAAAAAUAUAUUUAUUUUCAUUUGAUGUGUGCCUCUUAUUGUUUUGGAUUAUUUGUACAUUUUGAAAUAAAAGUUUUUAUAUUGAUACCAUACAUGUGCGUUUCUUAGUUAUUUACUCUGCUGUGCA